Molecule: messenger RNA, 2219 nt
Organism: Tetranychus urticae (two-spotted spider mite)
Lineage: Eukaryota; Metazoa; Arthropoda; Arachnida; Trombidiformes; Tetranychidae
Gene: Zw
Product: glucose-6-phosphate 1-dehydrogenase Zw
Biological process (GO): glucose metabolic process; pentose-phosphate shunt, oxidative branch
Cellular component (GO): cytosol
Molecular function (GO): NADP binding; glucose-6-phosphate dehydrogenase activity
Source: RefSeq, a predicted model, not a curated record
AAGAAAGGCGGAGAGGGGUUUUAGUUGGAAACAACGAGAAGGUUGAUUCACGAGAGGAAAAGAGUUUUUUGUACAACUUGUUUGAAUUAUCAACUGUGUACAUCAUUUAGUUGUAUGUUUAGUUCUCAGUGCAGUGUUCACACAAUUUUUUAAUUGAUUUAAAAUCAAUCAAUAUCUUGCUGUUCAGUCUUUUUUCCCAAUUUGUAUUUGCUCGUUCAAUUUUCAAUUUAACCUCUCUUUUUAACUCACUCUUUUCCCUCUCUCACUGUGUUGUGUUGUUAGUCUUCGUUGUUACUUCAUCUGGUUGUUAUUGUUAAUUUUGUUUAUUUUGUUUAUUUUUUCUUAUUCUAUUUUUAUUGUAAUUAUCUUCUUGAUUAGUUAUUUAAUUACAUUUUGUCCUUGUCGGUGUUUAACUCUGUUAUUUUCAUCUAAUACACAAUGGUUAAUACAACUGUAAUCAUUUUUGGAGCUUCGGGUGAUCUGGCCAAGAAAAAGAUCUAUCCCACUUUAUGGAACUUAUUUAAAAGGAGUAACAUCAAUCACAGUGUGCUCUUGAUUGGUUAUGCUCGCUCAUCUAUUCAAGUUGAACAAAUUAAGGAACAGGUUGCAAAGCAUGUCAAAAUUGAAUCCGAAGAAGCUACACUUUGGGACUUAUUUUGGAGUCGCAAUAGUUACGUGAGUGGUGCUUAUGAUAAAGAAAGCGAUUUCCAAAAGUUAAACGAGUAUGCAAGUUAUACAGAAUCUUUUCGAGGAGAUACCGCCAACAGACUGUUCUACUUAGCCUUACCCCAAAGUGUAUUCGCACCGGUAACUCAGAAUAUCCGAAGACAUGUGAUGACAUCAACUGGCUGGAAUAGAGUGGUUAUUGAGAAACCUUUUGGACAUGAUUUUGAUUCUUCAGAAGAGUUAUCCAAACACUUAGCCUCAUUGUUCGAAGAAUCUCAAAUCUACCGUAUAGACCAUUACUUGGGAAAAGAAAUGGUUCAGAAUGUUAUAACUCUAAGAUUUGCCAACAAAAUAUUUGCUUCAACAUGGGAUAGAGAUAAUAUUUCAUCUGUAACCAUAACCUUUAAAGAACCUUUCGGUACUUACGGUCGGGGUGGCUAUUUCGAUCAAAGUGGUAUCAUACGAGAUAUCAUGCAAAACCAUCUUCUUCAAGUACUUUGUCUAGUGGCUAUGGAGCGGCCAGUUUCUACUGACCCUGAAGAUAUUAGAAAUGAAAAAGUAAAAGUUUUAAGGAGUAUGCAACCAAUCAAAUUGGAAGAUGUAGUUCUGGGUCAGUAUAUCGGUGAUGAAACCGCUGAAGAGGGUUCUGAAGCAAGAUUGGGAUACCGAGAUGAUCCAACUGUUGCUAAUGAUUCUAUUACACCUACUUUCGCCAUGGCUGUCGCAAGGAUUCAAAAUGAACGUUGGGAUGGUGUUCCCUUUUUCCUUCGAUGCGGUAAAGCUCUGAACGAAAGAAAAGCGGAAAUCCGUAUCCAAUAUCGAGACAUAUCCGGUGAUAUUUUCCAAGGACAGUGUAAAAGAAAUGAACUUGUUAUACGUGUACAACCCGGUGAAGCUGUUUACCUUAAAUUAAUGACAAAAACACCCGGUAUGUCAAUGGAUAAUAUGGAAGAGACUGAAUUGGAUUUAAGUUAUAGACAUCGUUAUAAAGAUGCGUUGGUUCCUGAUGCUUAUGAAAGAUUAUUGUUGGAUGUUUUCGUUGGAUCUCAGAUGCACUUUGUUCGCAGUGAUGAGCUCUCUGAAGCUUGGAGGAUAUUUACACCAUUUCUACACCAAAUCGAGGAACAAAGAGUGGUACCAUUGCCUUACACAUAUGGUUCGCGUGGGCCUAAGCAAGCAGAUAUUGUUCAAUCUUCGUAUGGAUUCAAAUUUUAUGGAACCUAUAAAUGGGUUAGCCCUAUGGGUUAAUUGUUGUCCUCAUUUUUUCCAAUCUCUCGUCCUCUCACUCUCUCUAUCCAUUUUUUUCUGUAAUAUUUUCAAUCAGCUCCCUGUAAUUGUGUGAAUUUCGAAGUAACGGAAACAAGAAGAGGGAAAUUGAAACUCAGAAAGAAAAAAGAAACUGAUUAACUUUUUAAUAUAAAUUUUUGAAAAAAUUUCACAUGAAAUUUACAGUAUCUUAUACCUUGAUUAUUUGUAGAGUAGAUUUCACUUGACGUAAAUAACAGUUGAUCACGUCAAUCGUACUACCUAUUCAGACAUGUUAAAUUAUUAAA